UCUGUCAAUCAUUUUAUCAAAAAGAUCACAUCGUCCGCGUAUCGGAUGUUGGUCAGCCACCUGAACCCAUUAACAUCAAAACCAUGCGUUUGCAACCGGUGUUUCCAUCUGCCCAUUAGCAACCUCCAAGCCACAGUUGGAAAGCAAUGGGCUCAUGAUGUCGCCUUGUCUCACCCCAUGUUGAAUAGCAAACCGCUUGCCACCCUUGAUCCAACCAGUCUGUUUUCGAUAAAGUUCUGCAAUUAGCUACAGGCUACAGGUAGCGACCCGGCACACCAUGAGCAGACAUUGUGAUGAACACAGCGACAUGCCAAUUCUGUCAAGGCCUUUUUCAAGUGCAGGCUUGCACGCCAUAAGUCACAAUUCAAUUCCAAGGACUUGCUGAUUAGUGUUUCCAUUGUGACAAAAUCAUUAUCAACACCAGAAUUAGGUUUAAAUCCUGUUUGGCCGUGUGGUUGCUGAGAAUGCAAGUGGUUUCCCAAUCGCAAACACGAAAAAUUCGAAACAAAUUUCUAGUGUAUCUGAAGGAUCGCAAUCGGCCUCCAAUUGUGCAGUGGCGUUCUCAUUUUGUCGACGCGCUGGUCCACUCGCUUUCCCCAUUUUCCUGUGCGGCUCGUCGCCCGACAUAGGAUUGGCACAGGCUGGCUUCCUGCAGGGUCAGCUAUAUACGCAGGCCGUGGCGCCUACGUAAAAAACACGCGACCCAAACACACAAGAGACAAGCGAAGUUUAAUUUGUGUUUAAUUUUUGCGGUUCACUGCACAAUCGCAAACUUAGUGGUAGUCAUCAUGAUGGUGAGGGUGAUGGUUGUGCAUUUGUAUGUGUUGUGCAGCCGGGCUCCGGUUGUCCGGAUGCGAUUCUGAGAUGGCAAGCCGAUGUGAAUGCAGAUCAUGGCCAUCGUCAAAGGCCUCGAAGAGUAUUAUCACCAACCGUCACCUUCAUAAAUCCAAUCUGGGACGGACAUUCUGGCCAGAGGUGUUCAGUGCGCUCACAAUGUUGCUUCCAGCACUCCAUGGUUAUUUUCGAGCGCCUGACAUUGCAGCAUCGGCAGCGUUUCCGCAAGGUGUGUGGGCAUUGGCAUACGCGGCCAUAUUUCACUGCCCCAUCAGCAUGGCAUAUCACCUUUCCAACGCUGUCUAUGAUGGGGCACCUGGAUAUGAUGUACUCUGCACACCGUUUCGAACGGCAGACUUGAUUGCCAUACACUUGUGUUGUGUGGCUUUCGGUUGGGCCGAAUCGCAUGGCCACCUGGAAUACACAAUUUUCAUAACGAUCAUCAACAUUGGAUGCAUCGUCUCUUUGUUGCACACUUUGAUUUGUGAAAGGCGUGGUGGCAGACACGAGAACUACUUGGUGGCCUUCUGUGUUUUCCUGUACACCUUACCGGUUCUCGUCCGCAGUGAUUACUGCAACUACGCAGGAAUUGCCGGGUCCUGGUUCCUCGCAUGUGUUUUCCAGUCUCUGAAUCCCAAGAUGGGAGGUUGGGGACACGGUCUUUUCCACGUGAUGCUUGUGCCAUACUUCCACUUUUUGAUGCAUGGUGCUGCAGCUUCAAGAUGAGCUUGGCUUCCACCGACAUGGUGAGCUUGGCGUCCACCAAUCUUUUUCAAUGAGAGCAGCUUAGAUAUUGAGUGCACACAUUGGAUGAGGCACUUUUCGGCAAUUUUAUCUCUCUGAGCCAACAAAGACCUACAAACUUGCUCUUACAAAAGGCCGCCAAAAAGUUUCAGGAGACUCGAACGACGGAAGACUUCCAAGACCG
Molecule: messenger RNA, 1762 nt
Organism: Durusdinium trenchii
Lineage: Eukaryota; Dinophyceae; Suessiales; Symbiodiniaceae
Source: the annotation of a GenBank genome assembly